Messenger RNA from Pseudophryne corroboree (corroboree frog), 2189 nucleotides. Its product is annotated as zinc finger protein OZF-like. Lineage: Eukaryota; Metazoa; Chordata; Amphibia; Anura; Myobatrachidae. Gene Ontology annotation, molecular function: RNA polymerase II cis-regulatory region sequence-specific DNA binding; DNA-binding transcription factor activity, RNA polymerase II-specific. The transcript has 7 exons. The record is from RefSeq and is a predicted model, not a curated record. Bases 309 to 2033 code for a protein of 574 amino acids. Gene Ontology annotation, biological process: regulation of DNA-templated transcription.
AGGACUGGGUAGACGUUGAUCUCGACUUCCGGCCUGUUUCGUCUAAGCUCCGCCCUCUGCUUCCUGUAGGAAGCACGUUACAGUCCAGAGCAGCUGCAGGCGCCACGUAUCCUGCAGGAAGAACUGAAGCCAAGAGGCAGCGGUUGGUUCUAAAUAGGAGUGGGAGAAGGAACCUUCUGACGUCACUAGGGGAGGAGACACGUCAUUUGAAUCUAGCAUUAACCAAGAGGCAGCAGUUGAGCUGUUAAAAACCAGAGGUCUUAACAAGAAGUCACUUGAGGAUAAGACACAUCACUGAUUCACUGAGGAUGGACAAGGCCCGGAGUCGCAUGUCUGAGAGAAUAUUAAAUAUUACACUGGACAUCAUCUACCUGCUGACCGGGGAGGGUUAUACAAUAGUGAAGAAGACAUCCAGCGAAUGUGAGAGAACCUGGAGCCUUCCCUUUGUGUCUGGAGGAUUGGGCAGAACCGAGAGCCCCAUCAGUGUGCCUCCACCUCGCUCACUGAUGCAUGAGAGAGACAAUGACCAGAAGAUCCUGGAACUCGCCAACAAGAUCAUUCAGCUGCUGACUGGAGAGGUUCCUAUAAGGUGUCAGGAUGUCACGGUCUAUCUCUCCAUGGAGGAGUGGGAGUAUGUAGAAGGACACAAGGAUCUGUACAAGGACGUGUUGAUGGGGAAUCUCUGUCCCUUCACAUCACUGGAUGGAGCCAGUAACAGAGAUACCCCAGAGAGAUGUCCCCGUCCUGUUUAUUCCCAGGACUGUACAGAGGAGAAUCACAGGACCCCACAGGAGGAUCAGCAUGAAGAUCUGACUAACAUUAAGUUAGAAGAAGAGACGUAUGUGUGGAGUGAUCAGGAGGAGGAAAUCCCUACAGAUAUCAGUACAGAUGGACGCACAAGCAGGAAUACCUUGGAGGGACAUCCCCGUUUGUCUUCAGAUUUUAAAAUAGAAGUUAGCGACAUUACACAAGAUUUUACAGGAGAAACUACUAUGAUCUUAAAUACACAGCCAGAACUUCACAGUGCAGAUGCUUCACCAAGUCAGUCUCACCUUGAUGAAAGUUCUGGUAAUUUGGGCAAUGUUACACAUUGUACAAGUCAUAGACGGGAUUCAGUCUAUCAGUGUUCUGAAUGUGGCAAAUGUUUUUUAUAUCAGUACAAUUUUGAAAAACAUCAGAUGGUUCACACAGGGGUGAAGCCGUUUGUGUGUUCUCAGUGCGGGAAAUCUUUUAGAGGCAAAGGGCAACUUGUAGCACAUCAGAAAAUCCACACGGGUGAGAAGCCAUUUUCAUGUUCUGAGUGUGGGAAAUGUUUUACACAGAAAUCAGGACUUGCUUAUCAUCGGCUAACUCACACAGGCGAGAACCCAUUUCCGUGUUCGGAGUGUGGGAAAUGUUUUAAAAGUAAAUCAAAACUUGUUUUACAUCAGAGAACUCACACAGGUGAGAAACCAUUUCUGUGUUCCGAGUGUGGGAAAUGUUUUAUAAGUAAAGUUCGUCUUGUAACACAUCAAAAAACCCACACAGGUGAGAAGCAAUUUUCAUGUUCUGAGUGUGGGAAAUGUUUUACACAGAAAUCAGGACUUACUUCUCAUCAGCUAACUCACACAGGUGAGAAACCAUUUCCGUGUUCUGAGUGUGGGAAAUGUUUUCAAAAUAAAUCAGGACUUGUAAUACAUCAGAGAACUCACACAGGUGAGAAACCAUUUCUGUGUUCUGAGUGUGGGAAAUGUUUUAGAAGUAAAGUUUGUCUUGUAUCACAUCAAGAAACUCAUACAGGUGAGAAGAAAUUUUCAUGUUCUGAGUGUGGGAAAUGUUUUACACAGAAAUCAGGACUUGCUUCUCAUCAGCAAACUCACACAGGUGAGAAACUAUUUCCGUGUUCUGAGUGUGAGAAAUGUUUUCAAAAUGAUUCAGGACUUGUAUUACAUCAGAGAACUCACACAGGUGAGAAACCAUUUUCGUGUUCUGAGUGUGGGAAAUGUUUUGCCCAGAAAUCAAAUCUUGUUAAACAUCAGAGACUUCACUCAUGAUAGACACUCAAUAGGGAGCAGCUCUACUGUGAAUAUCCUUUUAUUAAUUAAAAUGAUAAAAAAAGCAUGAAUACAUUUAACAAGUGUGUACUUGAUGUUAUAUUGUCAUACAUAUGCAUACAUUAAAUUUUUUAACCCAGACCUUGUUCUCUCUUA